Molecule: messenger RNA, 1731 nt
Organism: Liolophura sinensis
Lineage: Eukaryota; Metazoa; Mollusca; Polyplacophora; Chitonida; Chitonidae
Product: tektin-4-like
Exons: 6
Coding region: 107-1486 (459 amino acids)
Biological process (GO): cilium assembly; cilium movement involved in cell motility
Cellular component (GO): microtubule cytoskeleton; nucleus; sperm flagellum
Source: RefSeq, a predicted model, not a curated record
ACAAACGUGGUUGCCCAUGUCACCGUGCUCAUUUCACCGUGUAUAUAUAGUUGGUGCUUUCAGUCAGAGUGAACAUCAACUCAUACGAGCAUAACACCAACAAAAAAUGGCAGCUGCAACCACAAUGAUGUCUCAGGACCACUGUGCUACCCUUGCCAGCCGUGAAAUCGCCCCAGAGAGACCGGUAAUGAACACCGAUUCGGGUUCACGAAACGUCAACAUGGAGAUGACUUACACAGGCAACACCGGCAAUGACAUGGGCAUUUCUACCAGCGGCUUUCGCUCGGGCAAGUACAACCCGUCAGAAUGGGAAGAGAGUAACUACGCAAGAUAUUACGCUUCAUUUGUGGACCGUGACAACGCCGAGAAAGUCCGUCACGAAUCUAAGAGAACCACUAAAGAGGCUGAGGCCACAUCUAACCGCACACAGGCGGAUGUCACCAAAAAACUUGGCGAGAGACUGAAAGACAUUGAGUUCUGGAAAUUUGAGCUCGAGCGAGAGAUUCAGGACGUUAUAGCUGAGACAGAUUUGUUGUUAGCUCAGAAAAAAAGGCUGGAAAACGCACUACGAGCAACAGAAAUCCCUCUGCACAUUGCCACAGACAAUCUGCACGCAAGGCAGGGGCGACAGGGAGUGGACCUUGUGCAGGAUGAUGUCGAGCUCUGCUUGUUAAAGGAAGUAGAAAUAAUUAACAACGUGCAGGACUUGUUGAAGAAGUCAAUUAGCCAGGCAGAGAAACAGAUCAGGUUAAGCCGAGAUGCUAAGCAAAAUCUUGAAAUGGACUGGAGUGACAAGAAAGAGGCUCAUGAAAUUGACACAGCAUCUGGUGUUCUGAGAAACCCUCACACAAACAAGCAAUUCUAUGCAGGAGCUGCCAAAUUUGAGGAAAUUCAGUCAACUCCAGAAUCUUGGGCCCAGUAUUCCCAUGACAACAUUGUACGUGCUGAACAUGAGCGUAUGGCCUCCAUCCAGCUGAGAAGCAUGAUUGACAACAUUCUGGAAGACACUUCACGUGACAUGCAGGAGCAGUCCAACAUCAUCGAUGUCGCUCUGCAAAAGAGGAUUUCAGAAAUGGAGGAUGCCAAAACAAAGAUGGAGGAUAACCUGUCUAAGGUAUGUGCAGAAGUUGCACAGAUGGAGAAAAACAUCUCUGAGUUGAACAAGGCCAUACGAGACAAGGAGAGCCCACUGAAGGUGUCCCAGACGCGCCUGGACAACAGGACACACAGGCCUGGGGUGGAGCUAUGCAGGGAUCCUGUCCAGUACAAGCUUGUGGGAGAAGUGAACGAAAUCUUGCAGACUGUGGAUGCGUUGACAGACAAGCUGAACCACGCAGUGAACUCACUCAAGGACCUACAGGACAACCGCAUGGCCUUGGAAAAGGACAUCUCACGCAAGAAGAAGAGCAUAUUCAUUGAUCGCCAACAGUGUGCCACUGUGCGCACACGAUACCCAUCAUCCCUCAAACUCCAGGGUUACCAGUAGGGGAAGCCCAUUUGUUUAGUUCUCAUAGCUGUGGACAUCUUGAUUUAGGGUAUGCACGUCAUUAUUAAAAACUAAAUCUUAAAUCUCAUGAUUUGUUUUAACGUAUGUAUGUGGUUGGCUUCUCUGUGAUAUGGUUUGGGAGAUCUUGCCCUUUUAUCACAAUAUUUAUUAGGAAAAAAAUCUUUGUUAUGUACAUAUCAUUCAUGAAAUGCUUAAUAAAAGAAAAUCACAUGCAUCAAUUUUGA